UUUCAUUGGCGAGGCGCAGCACCACAGGCAGACCCCGAUGCACCGCGGUCACAACCACGAUGCGCGGGGCGCAGCUAGGGCAAGGUCGGUCAGCGCAGUGGGCGGGUCGUGCAACGUUGCGCAACCGCAGGGUGCAAGGCUUCAGAAAGUCCAGCGCGGUUGUGCUCAAAACGACGCUCAAAAUGACAGAUGGACUGGGACCUGGGAGGGCGAGGAGGAGCGGAGGAGGCAGGGAGGAAGAGGGGAAACAACCACGAAGGAAGGGAGCGGAAAGAUCGGCAUUCUGCGCACCGUGCGAUGCUCAGGCCGGCAUCCCAGUAUCUUUCUUCACCCAGAACAUGGACCAGCUCGCGGAGUCUUCGUCCGCUGCUUGGCCGCGACGACGCUUCCACGUCCCCAAGCAAAUUUGCCCCGCCCGCCGCACCCUUGCGACAGGCCGGCGGAGCCGUGGCUUCUUUGGCGUGCAACCAUGUGUGGCUUGGGCAUUUAGCCAUAUCGCAACAUGGGGAGUGCCUGAGUGAGGAUCCCGCACUGCCUCUAUCGGGCGACCUGGCCGAAGGAACCCAUGUCGCAACCUGGGGCGUGCCUGAGGGAGGACCCCGGCGUAGACUUUGGCCCUCACGGCGCCCCUUCGCUUGUGGAAGAGGGCGGGAUAACAGGCUGGGAAACGCGGGGCUAGGAAACACGGGGUCAGAUGGCGUGGGCUUUUCGCCGCGCGGCGCCCAAGCUCUGCGGCUUCAGACCGUCCAUGGGGCAGAGAGGGGGGGGGGAGA
This is a messenger RNA of Prorocentrum cordatum, 773 nucleotides long. Lineage: Eukaryota; Dinophyceae; Prorocentrales; Prorocentraceae. The record is from the annotation of a GenBank genome assembly.